GAGCGCGCGGGUCACGAGUUGCCAACGCGGCCGGCGGCGGCGACAUGGCCUCGGAGCGGGACGUGCGCGCCCGGCUGCAGCGCGCCGGCCAGGAGCACCUCCUGCGCUUCUGCGCCGAGCUGGCGCCGGGGCCGCGCGCCGCGCUGCUGGCCGAGCUGGAGCCGCUGGAGCCCGAAGCGCUGCGCGAGCACUGCCGGAGCGCGGCCGCGGCCUGCGCACGCCCCCCGGGCCCGCCGCCCGGCCUGGCCACGCGCCUGCGGCCCCUGCCCCCCGAGCGCGUGGGCAGCGCGAGCCGGAGCGACCCCGAGACGCGGCGGCUCUGGGAGGAGGAAGGUUUCCACCAGAUCGCCCUGAACAAGGUGGCUGUGCUGCUGCUGGCUGGUGGGCAGGGCACUCGCCUGGGUGUGACCUACCCCAAGGGCAUGUAUCAGGUGGGGCUGCCCAGCCAGAAGACCCUGUAUCAGCUGCAGGCAGAGCGGAUUCGGCGGGUGGAGCAACUGGCUGGCGAGCGCCACGGGACCCGCUGCACUGUGCCCUGGUACAUCAUGACGAGUGAGUUCACACUGGGGCCCACCGCGGAGUUCUUCAAGGAGAAUGACUUCUUCCAUCUGGACCCCAACAAUGUGAUCAUGUUUGAGCAGCGCAUGCUGCCUGCUGUGACCUUCGAUGGCAGGGCCAUCCUGGAGCGGAAAGACAAGGUUGCCAUGGCCCCAGACGGCAACGGGGGACUCUACCGCGCGCUGGCGGACCACCGGAUCCUGGAGGACAUGGAGCGCCGAGGAGUUGAGUUUGUGCAUGUGUACUGCGUGGACAACAUCCUGGUGCGGCUCGCUGACCCCGUCUUCAUCGGCUUCUGCGUAUUGCGGGGCGCGGACUGCGGCGCAAAGGUGGUGGAAAAGGCAUACCCUGAGGAGCCCGUGGGCGUGGUGUGCCUGGUGGACGGUGUCCCCCAGGUGGUCGAGUACAGCGAGAUCAGCCCCGAGAUUGCGCAGCUUCGCGCACCGGAUGGGGGCCUGCUCUAUAAUGCAGGCAACAUCUGCAACCACUUCUUCACCCGAGGCUUCCUUCAGAUGGUCACGAGGGAGUUUGAGCCCUUGCUGAAGCCACACGUGGCUGUGAAGAAGGUCCCAUACGUGGACGAGGAGGGAAACCCGGUAAAGCCGCUAAAACCGAAUGGGAUAAAGAUGGAGAAGUUUGUGUUUGAUGUGUUCCAGUUUGCUAAGAACUUCGUGGCCUUUGAAGUGCUGCGGGAGGAGGAGUUCUCCCCUCUGAAGAAUGCUGACUCGGCCGACAGGGACAACCCCUCCACCACCCGGCGGGCCCUACUCGCUCAGCACUACCGCUGGGCCCUGCAGGCCGGGGCCCACUUCCUGGAUGCUCACGGGGCCCAGCUCACCGAACUGCCCAGCCCGCGCGGCAGUGGAGAGCCUGCGGCUGUGUGUGAGAUCUCGCCCUUGGUGUCCUACUCUGGAGAGGGUCUGGAGGUGUACCUGCGAGGCCGGGCGUUCCAGUCCCCGCUCAUCCUGGACGAGAACCGGGCCAGGGCGCUGCAGCCCUGACUCACUGCCAGACCUGCCCACCCGGGGUCCCCAGCACUGAAGACGUGACCCAACCUGGGGCUCUGGGUAGGAAGGCAGGCUGCUGUGCGUUUCCGGCGUGUGGAACACAGAAGGAAGUGCACUGGUUUUCUCCAGGAGGGUGGGACCUCUCCUGUCACCCAUUUCCAUGGACACAAGUGACCCAGGCCUGCCGUAGGCCAACUCAAGAUCUUGGCUUAGCUCCCGGCUGUGGAGUCUGAGCAGGAGGCAGAGGGACUCAAGACCUUGGACCGUGGGGCUGAGAGAAGGCUGUGGGGUGGGGCCCGAGGGAGGUGUGGCAUCAUCCUCAUCCAGCAGCGAGAGCAGCGGGCCCUGCCUCUGCUGUCCGAGCUGAGAUGUGAUGAGACAUGACAGGAAGGCGGCUCCUCUGCCCCACACGCAGAUCCGCGUGGUGAGAAGGAGUGCCAGCCACACGGAGAAGCAUCUCUGCAGACGUGCGGGUCAGGGGAGGAGAGGAGGGGACAGUGUCCUUCCCUCACAGGGUGACGUGUUUACAGGGGCUGCCCCUCCCUCCCUCGAGGCUGAACCAGUGACCGGGAUGGGCCGGGGGCUCACAGCCCAGCCCCCUCCCUGCCCAGCUGAAGCCACUGCAGAAGGAGUCUGACUCCUCCAUAAGGGCUGUCUGCGCCGGGAGAGCUGGCUCUCAGAGAAGCUCGGCUUGCACACCUGAGACUCAGUUCUCUCCAUCCCUCUCCGAGGCCUCAGCCUCGGUCACGUCAGUGGCUGGCGUAAGAUGCUUAAUUUUAUGUGCUUCCUCCAGAAUCAGCAGGACCAAUACGGGUGGCCUCCUGCAGUGGGUGACUAAUUGGAAUUCACCUAGGUGGGCAGUGCCAUCCCUCGCCCGGCCCCCCAGGAGCUUCUAACAGAUCUUGGUGCUCACGCUCCUCCCCUGCUCUCUGGGGGGGACACAGCCUCCAUAUUUGGGGCCACGGCCCUCGCUACUCCCCUGCAGCCUGGCCGAGGCUGGAGGAAACCAGCUGGCUCUGGCCUCUUCCCCUAGCUUUGCGGUCUGGGCCCCAGCGCCUGCUCUCCCCUCUGGAAAACAACACAGUGGCUCCCACCUCUCCCUGUGAUGUGAGGAGCAGCAUUAAAUGCAGCCUGAUGCUCCACCAGGUCACCCGAACCUCCCUGGCCCCCCACUGCAGCCCACGCAUGAAAACCGCUGGUUUCCCCAGGGCAAGGAUGCUGGCUCGGGGUGGGUUCAGAUGCAGAUGGACUCCAGCGGUUUGGAGCAGACAGAGGCUGCGUCCAGGCAUCCCGACCCUGGCGUGACAGCCCGGUCAGGGCCACGCCCAGGCUCUGCCAGCCUUUUGCAAACCUCAGAUUCGAACCACAUGCCUCAGGAUUCUUCUCUCAGCUGCUCCACAGGCAAGCAGAGGGCCAGGGGCACAGGAGGGUCAGCCAAGCUGGGGGCCUGGGUCCAGGUUGGGUCCAGGUUCUGCCCACCUUGGCUCCUCACUGCCCUGACUGCACCACCUUUUUUCUACACAAGUCGAGUUAGUUGGGUAAAUGGUUGUAACAGCUCGCUCUUUAAACGUUUUAUUUUCAAAUAAUUAUACCUUCACAUAAAGUUUCAAACAGCACAGACAGGUCCCGGGGACCCUUUGCAGUUUCCUGCAGCGUUGGCGUCUCAGGUGAUCACAGGACACCAGCGGGCCAGGGGAGGCUGCUGCUGCUCUGCAGCACUCAUCACAGGUGUGGACUCCUGUGCCGCCCUGCACUCGAGAGGCAGAUGUCCCCUCACCACAGAGACCUCCCUCGUGCUGCUUUAAGUCACCCCUAUCUCUGACCCCGGACUCCUGCGAAUGAAACUGAGUUUUGAAAGAC
Messenger RNA from Equus caballus (horse), 3425 nucleotides. It is a transcript of the gene UAP1L1, whose product is annotated as UDP-N-acetylglucosamine pyrophosphorylase 1 like 1. Gene Ontology annotation, biological process: UDP-N-acetylglucosamine biosynthetic process. The record is from RefSeq and is a predicted model, not a curated record. Gene Ontology annotation, molecular function: UDP-N-acetylglucosamine diphosphorylase activity. Lineage: Eukaryota; Metazoa; Chordata; Mammalia; Perissodactyla; Equidae.